Messenger RNA from Symbiodinium pilosum, 549 nucleotides. The record is from the annotation of a GenBank genome assembly. NCBI's taxonomy places the organism in Eukaryota, Dinophyceae, Suessiales, Symbiodiniaceae.
AUGGCGAGCCAUGAGGAGCUGGAAGAGGGAUCAAAAUUGCAGCUGGACUGGGAGAAGCUCAAGAAGGUGGCUUUGUGUGAGUCGUCGGUGAUUCCCGUUGCCGUACAAAAUGUCGACUCUCGAGAGGUUCUCAUCGUGGCUUUCGCAAAUGAGAAGGCUUUCCUGGAGGCUCUCAAGCGGAAAGUUUGUGUUCUCUGGAGCACAUCUCGGAACAAGCUGUGGAUAAAGGGCGACACAUCUGGCGAUGUACUUGAUCUCGUGGAAGUUCGUGUGAACUGCGAGCAAAAUUCUCUGCUGUACCUCGUCCGUCCCAGGAGAUCCGGGGCAUGCCACACAAAGGGGCCAGACGGAUCAUCGCGGCCGUCUUGCUACUAUCGGAGAAUCACUCAUGCAGGGCACGAGGUCGAGGAAGGAGGCGUCGGAAGUGAAGAAAGCGGAGAAAAGGCCAAGAAGGAAAAGGACGAGGCCGCCGAGGCCGCUGAGGCGGCCGGGGCCAUGUCCAUGUCUUUGGCAUCUUUGGCCUUGGAGCACUGCGCUGAUGCUAGAUGA